Paraglomus brasilianum is the source of this 1092-nucleotide messenger RNA. The record is from the annotation of a GenBank genome assembly. Lineage: Eukaryota; Fungi; Glomeromycota; Glomeromycetes; Paraglomerales; Paraglomeraceae.
AUGUCUACUACCCUAAGCAACAAUACGAUCUUACCUCCACUUGCACACCUCAACCUUAAUCCCUACACGUUGUCUAUUGAACGAAAGCAAUUCAACGCACAUUGUCAGCAGCAGCCCAUGAGUUUAACAGAGAGACACUCGCAAACUUUUGUUUCGCAAAUGUAUACCCCACAAUUACAUCAGGAAACACUACCACGAAUGCUCCCGACACGGCUAAACAAUUCUCAAGGAUCAGAAGAAAAAGUAUGGAACUGUACCGAAUGCGAAAAAAGUUAUAAAGGUCGAAACGCGAGAUCUAUCCUGAGAAGGCAUCUGAAAGACAAACAUGCCGUCGACGUUCCCCGUGGAACCCGUUGGGAUAAUGAUCCGAAUAGACCAAAGUCUGAUGCUGAACGGCGAGAAAGAAUGUUGUUAUCUAAGCGAAGAUGGGCACAAAAAGCUCGCGCAAAAAAGAACAGCCUAAAGCAAUCAACUGAGACUGAUGGAAAAAUACACGUUAGCACAAAUGCUACUGAUAAUGUCCCCAUCAAGCAUUUUCCAACUGUACUUCCGUCGCCAACACAUACAAAUAAGACUUCGACAACAGACUCUAGCCCGACACGCUUUCAGUCGUCAUUUCCAACGCAAGGUUGCCCGCCUACACCCGAAAUGCCACAAACGCCGGAGAUGCAGAUAACAGACUACUUUCCUCCGUCACCUAGUUUGUGCUCUCCCAUCUUGGACAACAGGCACAUAAAGCAUCGAUGCAGCAGCGAUAGUAUCGAUAACAUGUACUCGCCUAAUGCGAAUGAAGCCCAAUCGAGUGAAGAUGAGAAUGAAAGCAGCAUAUUUAAUUCACAUUUUAGAAAUUGCGGAGGACAGUCGCCCAUGACAUUUACAGAUAAAAAGUCGUCGAUUUUAUAUAACGGUCAACAUACUUUACCGUCGUUUGCUAGUCUGUCAUUGAUGUCUGCUAUUAGUGGCGGGUGUUUGCCACAACCAAGAAUGGUGAAUGAAAGAAUGUUUAGAACAUAUGAACCAUCAUCGCCGGCGAGAUAUGCAUACAGUAUGCAGAUACCUGAGCGUGCUAGGAUGAUGGCCAGCGUUAGUUGA